GUGCGAUCGUCCAUAAUGACAGGAUGCAGCCGACAAUAAACGUAAACAGCACCUUCAAGCCAGACUAUGAACCUCAGGUGUGUUGUUAGUGGAAAAUUAACUGCUGGAGUCCAAAACCACACCCAGGUUCAAAAUAUACAAUUACCCUGUGUCAUAGAGAGAUAUUAUGUCAUCUCACGUCAACUGAGUUCAAACUGCAGCUGAAGACACAUCAUCCUCAAAUCACCGCUAUUUCACACAUGGAGAGAAGCGGACUGAGGGGGAGGAAUAACUGAACGGACGCUAGAGUUUCCACUUUUACAGCUCUCCCUGCAACAUUUUUCUACUUAUUGAUGCUGAGGACAGGAGUGGAUCAGCUCUCUACGAUGGCGUCCUCAGGUUACAUAUUACCAGAUGUCCAACUGCAGUGCACCGUCUGCCAGCAGGUGUUCACCGACCCAGUGACCACUCCCUGCGGACACAACUUCUGCCAGGCCUGCAUCCAGGGUGUUUGGGACAGCGGCGAUGUGUGCCUGUGCCCCAGCUGCCAGCGGUGCUUCACCCCGCGGCCUGAGACGUGCGUCAACGCGGCCUUCAAGGAGCUGACCGACGCCUUCAGGGCGAUGCUGGCCUGCUCGUGGGCCCUGCCGCUGUCCACGGCCAGGCCCGGCGAGGUGGUGUGCGACGUGUGCGCCACCGCCUCCCUGCAGGUGAGGGCGCAGAAGUCCUGCCUCGUGUGCCUGACCUCGUACUGCGACGUCCACUUGGAGCCUCACCAGAGAGUGGCCACGCUGAAGCUGCACAGGCUGAUCAACCCGGCGGGGGACCUGCAGGACCGCAUGUGUGGGAAGCACGAGCGGCUGCUGGAGAUGUUCUGCAGGGACGAGCAGAAGUGCGUGUGCCGGUUCUGCAUCGAGACGGAGCACAAAGACCAUGAGGCUGUGACGGUGGAGGACGAGAGCCGAGAGAGGCAGGUCCAAAUGGAGAAAACCAAAGAGGAUUUUCAACAAAUGAUCCAAGAGCGACUGAAGAAAGUGGAGGAGAUCAAAACCUGUGUAAAGCUCAGCGCAGCGAGCGCAGAGAAGGAAAUGAGCAUGAGCGAGCAGCUCUUCACCUCCCUGGUUCACGCCAUCAAAGAGAGACAAACUGAGGUCAAGGAUGCGUUAAAGAAGAAGCAGGAGGCAGCGGAGAGGAGGGCGGAGGAGCUGAUCAGGGAGCUGCAGCAGGAGGUUACUGAGCUGCAGAGGAGGAGCACUGAGCUGGAGGAGCUGAGGAACACCAACGACCACUUGCACCUUUUACAGAUGUUCCCUACUCUUACAUCACCUCCACCUACCAGAGAGUGGGUGGAGAUCGGCAUCCACCCUGACGUGUGCGUGGGGACUGUGAGGAGAGCACUGUCUAAAGUGGACAUCAGCCUGCAGACUGAGCUGGACAGCCUGAAGUCAGACGAGAUGAAGAAGAUGCAGAAAUAUGCAGCUGACGUGGUGUUAGAUCCGGACACCGCUCAUCCAAACAUCGUCCUGUCAGCUGACGGCCUGCAGGCAGGGCGCGGUGAGCUGCUGCACAUCGUCCCCGACAACCCGCAGCGCUUCGACCCCGUCAUCUGCGUGCUGAGCAGGAGAGGCUUCCUGUCGGGGAGGUUCUACUUCCAGGUUGCAGUGGGGUCAAAGACCUUCUGGGACAUCGGUGUGGUCAGAGAGUCCGUCAGCAGAAAGGGCAUGAUCACCUCCAAGCCAGAAAACGGCUUCUGGACCGUGCGUCUGAGGAACGGAAACGAGUACCGCGCUCUGGACUCCCCCUCGGUUCUUCUCCCUCUUAAGGCCAGGCCUCAGAGUGUCGGGGUCUUCACAGACUACGAGGAGGGGACGGUAUCGUUCUUCGACGUGGACACCCGCUCCCACAUCUACACCUUCGCUGGGUGUGCGUUCUCCGAGCGGAUCUUCCCCUUCCUCAGCCCGGGCGUCAGCGAUGAUGGGAAGAACACGGCACCGCUGAUCAUCACAACUGUGACGCAGGAGGCUUGAAGAAUAAACUGCACUUCCUCUGCUUCUAUGACCCGAGCAGAUAAUUCAGUGUAUGUUGGUUUUCCCUCCAGCCAGGUUUUCUCUGAUUAUGUGAAUGUUCCCACUUUGAGCAAAUUUAUUCAGUUUUUCUGAUUAUUAAUAAAGUGAUGAUACCGACUACUGUAUUUCAACCAGUAUUUCUACAGAGAUCAGUUCUUUGAAUAAAGGAACAAUUUCUUAAA
Messenger RNA from Betta splendens (Siamese fighting fish), 2227 nucleotides. Its product is annotated as E3 ubiquitin-protein ligase TRIM39-like. Lineage: Eukaryota; Metazoa; Chordata; Actinopteri; Anabantiformes; Osphronemidae. Gene Ontology annotation, molecular function: protein binding; zinc ion binding. The transcript is spliced from 8 exons. The record is from RefSeq and is a predicted model, not a curated record. Bases 333 to 2006 code for a protein of 557 amino acids.